AUAAUUGGGGAUUUGAGUUCAACUUUUAAUUUGUUCAGAAAUAUCAGGAAAAAAAAAAAGAAGUUAAAACUAUGGCUUCAAGUGGAGCUAAGGAAGAUCCAUAUCGUUGGCUGCUCAAUGGGGACGUAGAGAAGAACACCACUUGGAAAUUUGGAGCUCCUCCCAACUAUGAAGCUGUCAACAACCUCUUUGAACAAGGAAGAACUAAGAUUUGGCCUCCUGGAUCUCUGGAGGAAGAGGUGCAAAACUUGGUCAAGAAUUGGGAAGUGGAGAAUAUCAACAAAGUGGUACCUGAGGACUUCAAAAUAAUGGAUCCCAAGAAAGUAACUUUCAGUCUCAAUGGAAGGAAGCCCAUAACCUUGGAGGAGAAGCGGAAGUUAGGCGGUGGGUACAACGCUUCGCUUCAAACCUCUCUUCCCGCAAAGUACAGACUGUACAACCUCGAAGAGGAAACCGCAGAGACAUCUAAUAAGCUUUUCACGACAACUUUCCCCCGUGGGUUCGCCCUCGAGGUCGUUAGGGUCUACGCGGGGCCACCAGUGAUCGUGUACAAGUUCAGGCAUUGGGCGUUCAUGGAAGGCCCUUACAAAGGGCAUGCUCCCACAGGUGAAAUGGUUGAACUCUAUGGCAUUGGAAUCUUUGAGUUGGAUGAGAAUAAGAAGAUAGUGAAGGUGGAGAUGUUUUAUGAUCCAGCAGAGUUGCUUGGGCCUCUUGUGAAGGGUCCUAUCUUGGAUGAUUCUGUUGAGAAGGGGAAGGAAAUUUCAGGCUGCCCAAUCCUCAAGAAUUUGGGAUAGUGGACAAAACCUUUGAAUUAUUAUAAUAUGUUGUUAAGAUAUUAAAUGAUUAAAUUUAUCUUAAUUUAUAUAUCAACAUAAAUUUUUAGAUUUAUUGGUGAUUUAAUAUCAUUAUGGUGUGAUAGACUCUUGUUUGUCCUUUGUGAUUUUUUGAUUCUAUUCUCUCUAUUCUCUUUUGUCUA
Molecule: messenger RNA, 976 nt
Organism: Momordica charantia (bitter melon)
Lineage: Eukaryota; Viridiplantae; Streptophyta; Magnoliopsida; Cucurbitales; Cucurbitaceae
Product: pathogen-related protein
Source: RefSeq, a predicted model, not a curated record